UUGCUUUGGAUAAACGCUUAUUGCCAAACGAUGAGUAUUUACUGUGGAAGGUGGGGUGGCCAUUUUGCAAAUAGUACAGUUUAUAGUACAGCAGGCCCAAUAUCCUUGCUCAAGGCAGUUGCAAUUUACUCCGAAAAAAAUACGCCGCUAAUCCACCUAUAUAACUGUACAACCACAGCACACGACGCUCGUUCAACUACUGGGUAGGUUAUCGCACUCGUACCGCUCUAUGCUUGCGACGGGCCGUCAGGCCGACAUUUCGAUGAUUACACUAACUAUACAGCUCACCUAAGCACCGAUGCGCACACAGAUACCACUCGGGUAAAAAGGUAGCUGGGACGAGUCAGUAUAGCGCGGCGCAAAUACAAUAAAAUCAAAACAAUCAAUACCAAACCCUGAACAAUCCUCCAAAGCUUUGAUCAAGUCUAGAAAAACAGUGACAAUCAAACAAGCAGUAUGCAUCGACCGAAAAUAAUAAUUAUUAUUGCACUAUGUGUGUGUUCGAUCAUCGUUGUACGGAAUCUUGCACAGUGGAAUUAUAAUAUUCGUCGAUUUGAAGAUUUGAGGAAGUGGUCUCCAUUUUCAACCACCGUUGACAAACAAGAUGUCACCUUCGUGAAUGAACAGUUGGGUGGCCACAUCGUCAUUAUCGGUUCAGGGCCGACUGCUCUUGGGGCUGCCCAGCGACUCUUUGAAUACCGGGGUAUCAUGGGCGCCAAGAAUGUGACCAUCUUAGAGCAGGAGAGCCACCCCGGGGGUCUGGCCUCAUCCGAGCGGGACGAAAAGGGAUUCCUGUGGGACAUGGGCGGUCACGUGGUCUUCUCACACUACGAGUACUUCGACAAGACACUUGACCGUGCCGUCAAGGACUGGAACAAACGCAAGAGGGCAGCCUUCGCUUUCAUGAAAGGUUCUGACGGUGAGCGUAGAUUCAUCUUAUACCCGGUCCAGAAUAAUAUCGAGGUCAUGGAUAAGGUGGAUCAAGGCAAGAGCUUAGCAGGCCUGGAAGAGAUAACAAAUCUCCCCAUCGUUAAAAAGCCCGCCAACUUUGACGAGUGGCUUGUCAAGAACUUUGGCGUUGGUCUCUGCGAUGUGUUCAUGAGGAAGUACAAUAAGAAAGUGUGGACAGUCAACUCGACCGAGAUGAACUCUGUUUGGGUUGGGGAAAGAGUCGCCGUUCCGGAUAUCAAAAAGAUCAAACAGAAAAUCAAAGAUUUCAACGAGGGUAAAAUUGUCCAAGAGCAGGCCUGGGGUCCGAAUAGCUACUUCAGGUUCCCGAGUUUUAACGGAACCGGGAACAUCUGGAGGGGCGUGGCUAAUCUCAUCCCACGUGAUUGGUUCAAAUUUCAAACCAGAGUAACUGCCGUCGAUUUAGACUCGAAGACACUGUCAGUGCAAGAUACACGAUCCAAAACUACGUCAUCGAUGACGUAUGACACUUUGAUAUCCACGGUUCCUCUUGAUAACCUUUUCGGUAUUCUAAAAUGCAAUGAUAGAACUUUGAAAGAGAAACAGGUAUUGGCAUCCCAGCUUGUCUAUUCACACACCCACGUCAUUGGUGUGGGGUUGAAAGGUCAACCACCGAAGAGUCUAUCCGAUAAGUCAUGGAUGUAUUUCCCAGAUUCGGAUUCUCCGUUCUACCGAAUCACUGUUUUCUCCAAUUAUUCUGAUGACCAUGUCCCGAAACCGCGGGUUUUCUGGUCCCUAAUGUGCGAAGCAGCCGAGCCUCAAAUACCCUUCAAUCCCGGCUACUGGGAGGCUGCAAAACUGGUAACAGCAACCGUUGAUGCUUUAGUUGACUAUGGAUUCAUUUCAAAAGAGCAGGUCGUCUCGAAGUAUCAUCGUCGUUUAGAGCAUGGCUACCCGGUUCCUUCGGUUAAGCGUGAUCAUAUACUUAAUGUUCUUCAACCUUGGCUGGAGUCUAAGGACGUCUACUCACGGGGACGAUUUGGAGGCUGGCGGUACGAGGUAUCGAAUCAAGAUCAUUCCUUUAUGCAGGGGGUCGAGGUUGCCGAUAGGAUCGUCAAGGGUGUUCCUGAGGCGACUUAUCCAACCCCAAACAUUGUGAACUCCAUGAGGAAUGUUGAUCGACGCUUCAUCGACGGAACGGUCUAGCUUCAUCGUAAAGGAACAUUACCUAACUUCAUUUCAUUUUAUUUGCCAGCAAACAAUUACCCAAUUGGUUUUUGCAUUGGGAGACUUUCAGGACGCUUGGUGGCUAUCAGACCUACCAGGUGAAAUCCAUUGUUCUCGAUAAUGUGCGCACG
Molecule: messenger RNA, 2267 nt
Organism: Asterias rubens (European starfish)
Lineage: Eukaryota; Metazoa; Echinodermata; Asteroidea; Forcipulatida; Asteriidae
Exons: 2
Coding region: 457-2115 (552 amino acids)
Molecular function (GO): oxidoreductase activity
Source: RefSeq, a predicted model, not a curated record